Cryptomeria japonica (Japanese cedar) is the source of this 1386-nucleotide messenger RNA. Its product is annotated as myb-related protein 330. The transcript is spliced from 3 exons. The record is from RefSeq and is a predicted model, not a curated record. Bases 95 to 1012 code for a protein of 305 amino acids. Lineage: Eukaryota; Viridiplantae; Streptophyta; Pinopsida; Cupressales; Cupressaceae.
GAUAGCACGGGCAUUUCCCUUCAAAAGUUAACUCCUUUGACGGUCGGGUAAGGCUUGCUUUGAUUGGAGAUAUUUUUACAAAGAAGUGAAAUCCAUGGGACGUAUUCCUUGCAGUAGACAAGUCAAACUUAACAGAGGUCCAUGGACGCCUGAAGAAGAUCUCUGUUUAACAAACUAUGUUCAGGCUCAUGGUGAAGGCCGCUGGAGAUCUCUUUCCAAGAAAGCAGGUCUUCUUCGAUCUGGAAAGAGUUGUAGAUUGCGAUGGAUGAAUUAUCUUCGACCUGACGUCAAACGAGGACAUAUUUUACCUGAUGAAGAAGAUUUAAUUCUCAGGCUCCAUAGACUCCUGGGGAACAGAUGGUCUUUGAUCGCUGGACGUUUACCAGGAAGGACUGAUAAUGAUAUAAAAAACUACUGGAACAGUCACCUGAGCAAAAAACUUAUCAGCCAGGGCAUAGAUCCUCGCACACACAGGCCCCUCUCUGAAUCUGAGGACAUCUGGUGGAUACCUCAAGACAACAAUAUGCAGCAAAACAUUCUCCAAUACACUACAACACCAGAAAGUGCCGAUCCAGAAAUACAUGACAAAGAUUCAGAUUGCAUAAUAGUAGGUCAUAAAGAAGAUCAGAUUUGCUCUUCAAUGGCUGCACCGGAAAUCUCUUGUUCUCAGAGCCCUCCCACCAUUUUGCCUUCCACCAGCGAAGAGAUUCCCUAUAUUGAAAUGAGCAAGUCUGAUCGUUUCGAGAUUCUGAAACGAAUAGCAGACGGCAGCUGGUUUCCUUAUUCUCUUCCUCCUACUCCAACAGCGACAGCUUAUGCAAAUGCUAGUUCAUACACGUACCCUUCGUUUCUGGAGUCAUUUAUCAAUGAAGAAUUUGAGUUGCCAGAGCCUACUGUUGGAUACAAUUCUGUUUCACAACAGUGCCCAUAUCAGUCUGAAUUUCCAAGCCCUAGCAGUGGAUUGUGGUCUGCACUCAACUCUCCGAGUACGCGUUACGGUCCUUCUCACUAACGUAAGGAUAUCACUGCAUUGCAUUCUACAUGUUUAAUUUAUUUUGUUCUUACUGUUCAUACUGUUACAAUAAGAGCUUAAAAAUUGUCCAAGGGCUUGUGUGUAGCUGUAAUUUGGGUACCUAUUGUAUUUAAGUCUUUCAGAGUCUGGAAAAAGUCUCUGAUUUUUGCCUUGCCAACAUAAAAACCUUAAAGUUUGCAGGAAAUCCCAUUGUCAGUCUUCAAGUUUCGAAAGGUUUUAUGGAUUUUUCUUGCUUUGAGGUUCAGUGAAUGAUUUAUUUGCUUUUCUGUUAUAAAAGCAUGUUUGAUUCGUAGUGCGUGGAGCACUUGAAUUCGUUAUUAGAUAUGAAAUUUUACAUGCGUACUUUAGAUAAA